AUGGCUACUAAGCAGACCGAGGAUGCACCCAGGGACGUGACUGACAAGAGCCGAAGCAGCGGACUCAUGGUGAGGAUCAGGAAGUUCAACCCCAGGGAAGUUUUCACCUGGCAGCUGGCCAAGACGUUGGCCAUGGGUCAGGGCCUGGCUGGGCUCAUCUGUGGAACGGCCAUCAGCUCCCAGUACCUGGCCACAAGCUUCCAUGUGAACACACCCAUGCUGCAGAGCCUCCUUAACUACACCCUGCUGUGUGUCACCUACACCACCAUGCUGCUCUGCAGAACAGGGGAUGGCAAUAUUUUACAGAUACUGAAGAGGCGAUGGUGGAAGUAUCUUCUGCUGGGACUGGUGGAUGUGGAAGCCAACUAUGCUGUGGUUAAAGCCUACCAGUAUACCACUCUCACCAGUAUACAGCUGCUGGACUGCUUUGUGGUCCCAAUCCUGAUGAUCCUGUCCUGGUGGGUUGUGAAGGCACGCUACAGGCCGGUCCACUAUGUAGCCGUCUCCAUCUGUCUCCUUGGGGUAGGGGCCAUGGUGGGAGCUGACCUGCUGGCUGGGCGAGACCAGGGCUCCACCUCAAACAUCCUGCUCGGCGAUGGUUUGGUGCUGCUCAGUGCUUCACUCUACGCUGUGUCUAAUGUGUGUCAGGAAUACAUGGUAAAGAACCACAGCAGGGUGGAGUUCCUGGGCAUGGUCGGCCUCUUCGGCACAAUUUUCAGCACCAUACAGAUGGUGAUCCUGGAACGUAAUGACGUUGCUGCCAUCCAGUGGAGCUGGCAAGUCGGGCUCCUGUUCUCUGCAUAUGCGCUGUGCAUGUAUGCUCUGUACAGCUGUAUGCCCAUAGUGAUAAGACUGAGCAGCGCCACCUCCGUCAACCUCUCCCUGCUCACUGCCGACCUCUUCAGCCUCUUCUGUGGUAUCUUCCUCUUCCAGUAUAAUUUCUCUGGGCUCUACCUGGUCUCACUGGUGGUCAUCCUCAUUGGCUUCAUCACCUUCAAUGCCGUGCCAACACCCACUGACCGCACAGAGCCCAACACCUCCUCCUCCAUCUGCGAGGAAUGUUACUACGAAAACCCCGUGGCUGCUCAGAAUGACAUCACCAAGCAGGAGGUGGCCGUGACAAUCACCACUGAGGGGGACAAUAAUGAAGAGGAUCAGCAGGGGGAUGGAGAGAAGGAGAAGGUGUGGGAAGGAGAGGAUAGGAGGAAGAGGAGGAGGAGGAGAAGGAAGAAGAGACCUUCAUUGCCAUCACAAAGCCUCAAACAAGGCGAUGAUGUAGAUGUUGGACGCAGCACUAAAAUGUGAACUACAGCACGAAAACCUGUCAAUAUGUCAUAUGUAUUUAAAAAUAUGAAAUACGAAGGAGAAACAAGAAAGAAACAAGACAUAUAAGAAAAGAAUAAAAAAAGGAAAGGAAAGAUACACAUUAAAACAAACUAAACAGUGGUACACAUCAUGUCUAAAAUUCUGUUGUUCAGGAGUCCUCCAAGAUGUCCUGAGGGAAGUCCAGAAAUUCAUCUGUUGCAUAUGUUCAUUGUUACCAACACAGAGAGUCAGAGAGUCAGCUGCCUGACAGCUCUUUUACCCACUGGCUGUAUUUUUUCUUCUGGUUAGUUACUUUUCGGAUUCAGAUUAUUAUUACAAAAUGUAAAUCAACUCAUGAAUUGUGAUUUAUCAUUAUAGCUACAUACAGUAUGUAAUCACAAUGACCUCCACCAUGUGUCGAAUCUUCACAUUGUCACUGACAAUUUUGUUUUGUCAGUGACCUACAUGUAUAGUUUAAACUCUAUCAGGAGGUUCCUUACAUGUUUCUUUUCCAUAAGAACCAUCAAGCACAUUCCCAACCAUCAUCUCCGAUGACAGUGGGAAUCCACUCCUUCCAAUGCAAGAGACAGUACCCCAAACAGAUGAAACAUGCUGUCAUUUAUAGAACAUUAUUUUAUUUUUUUCAAACCAGGUAAUGGUGAGAAAAGAGUAUGAGUAGUAAGAAAAAUCUACAAUCAGCCUUCACAGUGACUAUAUAACUGAUCUAAAUAGUAAUUUUCUAGAAAGCGUUUGCCAAGAUUAAAAAUCUUAAACCUAUUGUUCUUUUGUUUCUGCUGAUUCAUUUGAAUCUGUCACUCUAUUCGUUCAUACUUUUUGCUAAUUUGAAAUGGUGGGGAUGGUCCAGAGAUAUUUUAUAUUUAAAAUCAAUUGUAUUUUUAUUUUACAGGUAAUGCUGAUAUAUUUUGAUUGUUGUGUGUGCAUGGAGUGUUUUGUUUACUGUAAUAUUUGAUUUAUAUUGUCUAAUGUAGAAUAUGAUUUAUAUUGUGUAUAGUGGUGUUUAGAUAUGGUGUAACUACUUUUUGAUGACCAAUACAGUCAAU
Molecule: messenger RNA, 2366 nt
Organism: Epinephelus lanceolatus (giant grouper)
Lineage: Eukaryota; Metazoa; Chordata; Actinopteri; Perciformes; Serranidae
Product: solute carrier family 35 member F2-like
Biological process (GO): transmembrane transport
Cellular component (GO): membrane
Molecular function (GO): transmembrane transporter activity
Source: RefSeq, a predicted model, not a curated record